AUGGGAGUGGGUCCAAGCUGUCAAGGUUACCCACAAGGUGGAAGUGUAGGAGCUUCCGGCCUGGAGGCUGAAGCACUCCUUCGAUAUCCACCAGCCAAAUGGUCUGGCUGGGGAUGCUCCCUGUCAUGGCUUGGCAAGGCCCUGGGCUGUUGCAGAGAGGCUGAAAGCUGGGCUGAUCUGCUUUUCUCCACUCGAGACGUCCCAGUGCAAAGCCUAUGGCCCAACUGGGCUGGAGCAUAUAUGCCUCCAGCUGUCCCUGGCCUUGGAUUGAGCAUUGCCCGCUACAACGUUGGAGGGUGUGGACGACCUGAGGAACAAACCGGUCAUCCAUAUGGUGGAAGCAAGGUUAGAGGGUGGUUUGCCUUGAUAGAAGGCUUCCAACCUAUGGCAGGUGGUGAAUUUGACUGGAGCAGAGAUGAAGGACAAAGAAACUUUUUGCACUUGGCUGUUGAACGAGGAGUGGAUCAGGUUGAGCUGUUCGCAAAUGCACCAAUGUGGUGGAUGAGCAACAGUGGUUCCUCGUUCGGUGGUUCCCUGGCCCAGCCCGAUGAGUUUGCGAGCUACUUGGGCGAGGUUGCAUCACAGGCAUGCAGUGGCUGGGGGGUGCCCGUCCGAUCUGUGGCUCCUUUCAAUGAACCAUCAGCUGAUUGGUGGAUGUUUCCCCAUGAUCAAGAAGGAUGUAAGGUCAGUGCUGCACAACAGGCCAGGGUUAUAGCUAGACUUCGAGAUGAGUUGGACCAAAGGGGGCUUAGUGAUGUGGUUAUUGCAGCCAGUGAUGAGAAUCGCCCCGAUCAAGCGAUUCGAACCUGGCAAGAGCUUGGUAGAGCAGAUGUCGCUGGCGGGCCAUCAGGAAGCUAUGUCGGCUGUUUGAAUGUGCACGCCUACGACGGCUUGGAACCUUGGUUGGAGUCACGCCACCGUGGUUAUCGUUCAGCCUUACGAAGGCUUGCUACCCUAGCCAGGGUUCCCUUGUGCGUUUCGGAGCAUGGCAAUGGAGAUAGCAAUGGUGUCACCUUGGCCCAAGUGAUUUUGGAGGACUUCCACUACCUACAACCAGCUUCGUGGUGCUAUUGGCAACCAGUAGAACAUCAUUCAAGCUGGGGACUUGUUGAGGCUGACUUUGGUGACACACCCUCUCAGGAACCCCGAGCUGCAGACUUGCCCCACCCCAAAUACUUCAUUUUUGCUCACUUUACUCGCUUCAUCAGACGUGGAAUGAUUAUGCUGCAUUGUUCGGAACCAUGGGCAGCAGCCUCUUUUGCUCCUGAAGAGAACUCUUUGGCUGCCGUGAUUUCAAAUCCAAGUUCGGUGUUGAGCCGGCAGCGCCUUCGAUUGCCUGCGUUUGUGCCUAAAGGCCGAGGGAGUGAGCGACGGCGAGUUCAGGCUGUUCUCACUGAACCACAACGUCGACGACUCUUUGUACCAUGUGAAGUAGAGGUCCAAGAAGCUGCUGGUUGCUUGGAACUGCUUGUAGAGGUUCCUCCUAGAGCUAUUUGCUCAGUCUUGUUGCCAAAUGUCUCACUGAUUGCAGGCAAGUCUUCAGUCCAAGAAAGCACCAUGGGUGUGGAUAGUCCUGCUCAAGCUGGCAAGCUACGAAAGCAUAGCCAUGAUGCUGACAUCGGUGUGACCGUCCAAAUGAUCUCUUCAAUGGCCCGUGCAGCUGCUGAAGGUGCUGCAUUGGAACGUUGGCUGGGGCAAGCAGAUUUGCAAACGAUGCGGUGCUGGUCCCGCUGGGAACACGAGUGUGGCUGUGCCGCUACAGCUUUGGAUGCAAUUCCACCAGCCAUGCCACAAAACGAAUCGGGCUUCAAUGACUUGAUGGAAGCUGUUUGCGCUGCUGCUUGGGGUGCUGAGGUGACAGUGAAAGGCCCAAAGGCCAAAGUUGCCAAGGCAAUGACCAUGCUCAAAGUGUUGGUUGCUUUUAAAGAAGCGGCCUCCCCAGAGGCCGGCAGCCCGGAUUCUGGGAUAGGCCCUGGCCUCAUCACCCCGAGCGUGGGCUUUGUCAUUGGUUUGCCUGUGGCUUUUGCCGAGACGGCAGAGAUGAUGAAGAUGGCUGUGAGUUCUGCACCAGAUGGAUCCGAGUCGCAAGCGAAGGCACCGGAGGCACUAGAGGCACCCACGCCCCAACACCGGGAACCUGAGUCCGUGGGGCCCGGAAAGACAGAGUUGGAGCACUUCAGCCAACUGCCCAUUCGCAAAAGGACGGUCCCUGCUGAGCAGUGGGAGAAGGAAGUCUUGAAGCCACAUCGCCGCUUCGUCACAUUUUCCUACAUUCCCUUGCACUGCUCACGACAAACAAAAGACAACAUCAUCAUCGGAGUCCUUUUCUACAACUCUUGCAGUGAGAAGUCGCAGAAAUCGCAGAAUCGCGAAGAGUUUGUGAAAUGGCGUUUGACAGAUCUCGCGCAACCAGAGCCGCGCAACAUCACUGUGCAUUUGAGAUGGCAAGCAUGCUUGCACUGGCGCAAGCGCGAGCAUGUGGCUGAGGCAAGCCGUGGAUCCAUGAUGGCGAUCCUGAACCCACAACUCAUUGAGGCAGCAAACAAGAUUGGCACCAGUGAGGCCCGGUUGCUGGUGGAGAAUCCCAAACAAAUCGAAAAAUUGGGUGUAUGUCCUAUUCUGGGCUCCUGCAAAAAGAAGGGCUGUAAUCUUCCAUGCAAUAGCUCACUUAACGAGACCUACUGCCGCCAGCACUUGGACCUUGCCAACAAAUCCAAGUGCGAAGCCACAGCUGGUCGGGAAGACGAGACACAGCUGCUUGGCCUGAAGCGCCAUGCGUCUGAGUCGUUGGCUGAAGCCAAAGUUGCUAAAACGGAGGAUGCGCGAUCCGCCGGUAAAGAAGUGGAUUCAGUGGAUGCAGCUGCAGAGACAAAGGCAAAGAUGGCAAAGGAGCAGCUGGGACGCGCGAAGGAGGAGCAGCAGAAGAGGCUGGAGUUGGCCCUGCUUUUAGAUGAAAGGCGGUUUCACACUGCGGAAGCCAACAAGAGCUAUCAGAAGUUUGUACGCAAGGGGAUGAAGAAGGAAGAUGUCGCAAUGUCUCGAGUGCCACAGCUGGGGCGUGGCUUCGAUAGUUCCGGCUGCCUCGAAGUCGUUGUUUCGAUGGACGAGAUGCGCACGGAAGACAUUCUCUUCGUAAGCCCAAGGGACUUCGAAGUCCAGUCGCUGCUGCCGAGGCGCUGUUCCUUAAAUGGAGCUGUGGAUUACGGUUUACAGGCCGCCAACGGCGAAGAUUAUCGGCCACUUGCCAAUUUGGUGGAACACAUUGGAGAACAGUUCAAGCUAAUUGUGCUUGA
Durusdinium trenchii is the source of this 3293-nucleotide messenger RNA. Lineage: Eukaryota; Dinophyceae; Suessiales; Symbiodiniaceae. The record is from the annotation of a GenBank genome assembly.